Molecule: messenger RNA, 6775 nt
Organism: Pteronotus mesoamericanus
Lineage: Eukaryota; Metazoa; Chordata; Mammalia; Chiroptera; Mormoopidae
Gene: RTTN
Product: rotatin
Exons: 49
Coding region: 50-6775 (2241 amino acids)
Biological process (GO): ciliary basal body organization; centriole replication; centriole-centriole cohesion
Cellular component (GO): ciliary basal body; centrosome; centriole
Source: RefSeq, a predicted model, not a curated record
GUCGCGCGGCAGUUUAAUUCUCCGGCAGCGGCUGAUUGAGCGGGACGGGAUGGUCUUGACCGUCCUCAUCAGGAAACUCGGUCAUCAGCUGGCCGAGAUCCGGGAGCGCGCGCUGCGGACCAUUCUCAGCAAGGUGGAGCUCAACUUGGUGGGCUGCGCGGACCUGGCUCAGGACCGGCUGCUGUUCGUGCACCUGCUGCAGUGGUUCAACUUCCCGUCCGUUCCCCUGCAAGCGGAGGUGCUCGGCCUCCUCAGCACGCUGGUCAAGCAUCCCGCAGCAGUCCAGCAUUUGGUUGAUCUUGGUGCGGUCGAAUUCUUAUCUAAACUUCGCGCUAAUGUGGAACCAAGUCUUCAGGCUGAAAUUGACGGCAUUCUGGAUGGACUUUUUAUCCUUCCUUCAGAUGUUCCCGCGCUGUGUUCUGCAUCUUACCAAACCAAUCAAACGGAAUUUCCACAACCACCUGAAAUCUUACCAGGCUAUUUUCCUCAAGACAGAAGUCACUUGCAGCAGACAGACGGGCCUCCAGGACCCGCAGUGACUCAGACUGUGAAGUGUCUGAAGUUUUCGACGUUCCCUUGGCUGCCCCUGACCACGACAGACAGACACGUCCUCUCCUCCAACGAGAGUUCUCUAAGAAGUAGUAACCACACUUUAAUCUGGAACACCUGUGAACUAUUGAAGGACGUCAUCAUGCAAGACUUUCCUGCCGAGAUUUUCCUUCAAAGGCCGAAAAUUGUUCAGAGCCUCCUCUCCCUGCUGAAGCUGGCCUUCGGCGCCGAGGGCGCGCCCCGCCUGGCGCUGCAGUCGCUGUCCUGCUUGCAGCAGCUGUGUGUGUAUUUACGGAGCAGACUCCGCUUCCACCGCGACCCAGGCUUUUUCUCCAGCAAACAAGAUACAGUUUCCCAAAAUUCCUCUUUGUCUUACUGUCCUGAGGUAAGAGUUACUCAUCAUUCUCAGAAUGCUUCUCCGGGAAGCAGCAGCCCCCGGCCCUCUGUGGUCGGACGCACGGGCCAGCGACCCAGAGGAGACGGCCAGGACUGGGACGCAGUGUCUUCCAGCGGGAGCAGCAGCCGCGCGCCCGCCGACUCCCGGGCCUCCGCGCCCUCGCCCCUGGACGCGCCGCCGGAGCCGCCGGAGCUGCGGGAGCCGCCGGACCCCCCGGAGCUGCGGGAGCUGCGGGAGCUGGAGGCCGAGGACGCGCUGCGCUUGCAGUUCCAGCAGCUGAGCCUGCCGCAGUUCUGCGUCUGCGCGCUGGAGGCCGCCGCGCCGCUGCUGCGCUCAGGUAGUGGACAGAUGAUAAUAAGAGUUCUGGAAUUGCUUGCAGAGGAUUUGAUACUUAUUGGCGAAGCAAUUUCAACAGAUAUCUGGGAUGACAGCAGCCUUUUUGCUAUAGAUAUGAAAGAGAAAUUGCUUGUGGUGCUGGCGUCCCUGGGAGAAACCAUGUGCUACCACCAAAGCAGCGUCGGUCUGGAGCAAGCGGAGGCCGCGCGCCGGCUCCACAGAACGGCCUUUGUCAGCGUCUCCCUGUUCACCGUCCGGCUGCUGCAGACGCUGCUCCCCGUUGAAAAGGCAAGACACUUUUUACCAGAGUCUAUGUCAGCAGCAUUAUUUCUAGUUUCUUUGGACAUGCCUAUUUCUUUGGAAUAUCCAAAUAUUCAUGAAGCUGCGGUGGCCUACUUGGAACAGCUGGAUUCUGAAAACUACAGCAUUUAUAAACGGACUGCAGAGGCUGUGUAUUCAAUUGAAUGCGCCUGUAACUUCCUGUCGGACAUUGGGAAGGAGGGAGAGAAGAAUCUUCUAGAAUUAGUGGAGCUGGCAGACCAAGCCUUGCGUAGCUUUUCCUAUCAUCAGUAUUUUCCCCUAAUAAAGGAAAUCAUCUGCAUUUGUUCAAAGAUCUGGAAGUCGGCACAGGCCAGCCCGCUGCUGCAGGGGGAGAGCCAGAAGGUCUUCCUGCGCAUGUUGUCUCACCCACUGCUGCCAGUGAAAGCCGAAACUUACCGCUGCUGUCUGGAGAUUGUUAAGGAGUGUUUAGGUAUCCAUAAUGUCACUAAACCUGUGUCGUCACUUUGUAAUGGGAUUCAUUUUCUACUCCACCCGAAAGUUCUGUAUGAAAUCUGUGCAUUCGGCAUGCAAGAACCCAAAAAUGAGGUGAACGCCGCCGCCAAGGCCAUCCUGCUGUACCUGCUGCGGGGGCGGCUGAUGAUGACCGCGCCGACCUGGGCCAGGCUAGUCCAGGCCCUGUGCCCCGUCAUCCCAGUGCUGCAGGGCUAUGCCGACACGGAGGACCCCUUGGGUAGCUGCAUUCUCCUCCUCAGCGAGGCGAGCUCGGAGGGGGACGAAGGGGCUCUCCCCUGUGCCGCCCGGCUCAAGUCCGUGCUGCGACUCCUGCUCGUGAAGAAGCCCUCGGUCCGCGUGCUGGCCCUGAAGCUUUUAGCGUGUCAGCUUACAAGGGAAGAAGGCGCCGAUCGAAAGCGCCCUGCGAUAGAUGCCAGAGUCCUCUCCAGAGUUACUAAUUUAUUUGUUGUGAAGAAGCCUAUUGAACUCAAACUGGAUGACAGAAGAGAGCUGAUUAUUAAGUUGGAGACUGUUGAAAAGGUGUAUGAAAUCUUUAUCUCAGAUGACGCUGACCUUGUGCUGAGGAAGUCAGCCGCGGAGCAGCUGGUGGUGAUUUUGCAAGAUAUUAAAAUGCAUGCUGUGGUGAAGAAGUUAUGCUUAAUUGACAAGAUAAUUGAGUAUUUAAAUGAGUUUGUGGGUCCGGAUGGUGAGGUGGUGGGGUGCCUCAUCCCGCCCAGCCUCGUGCUCCUGCGGAAAGUCCUCUGCGCGGACCCCGCCGCCCGGGAGGCCCUCGCACAGCGGCCGUCGCUGCUGACCCUGCUGUUCAGAGUUUCCUUGAUAUUUCAUGAGGACUGCACUGUUGUGACUGAGGUCGGAGCGUUGUUUUGUCUUCUGUUAUUUGAUGAAGUCUCGAGAAUGGAUGUGUGGUCUGUCACUCCUCCUGGGACACCUUCUUCACCAUCAGUCUUCAGUUUGCCUGUUUCCGUUUUCAGAAGGUACCACCUGCCAGUGCGUGUGCUUGGCCACCAUGCUGUGAGCCCUUACUCCAUCGUCCUGCCGUUAUCUGCCGAUUGUUUGGCCCUGAAGCCGGUCUCAGACAUGCUGAGAAUAGCCUGGAACCUGUCGUGGUAUCACGGGACUGACAAUCUGUUGAAGCACGUGAACUCUGAAAUGAAAAGCCAAGAAUUUUCAGACACCUUGAGGUUAUCCUCCGAGGACACCCUGGCGCUGACAGCGACGCACGCAGCGAGCGGCCUGGGGGGCUGCCUCCAGGCCAUCGUUGGGGCUGCAGGCCACAGGGAAGUGAGGGCCGCGGUCACCAGCAUGAGCUUUUACUUCCUGAAUGACAGGCUGUCUUGCGAGGGCGGCGCUGGCCCACGUGGGGCUGCCCUGAGGUCCUUGGCUUGGCACAGCGCCCUCGGCAGGUUUUUACAGGUGCUUCCUGCUUGCACUGAAGAUGAGAAACUGCUGAUAGAUAUCGUACAUUUCCUAAAUAAGUUAUUGAAGGAACAAAGGAAGAACUCAUCAGUGGAACUUCUCAGCUGGCUUAUGGAAUUACUUCUUAGGCCCAGUCCAAACCCGCUGUUCGACCUGCUGGUUCUGACAGAGUCGCAGGCGCGAGAGGAAGCAGACGACGUCCGGGCUGCUGUCAGGCAGCAGCUCCAGAAAGAACUGGUGGCCUUCUUCAACACCCUGCUGCUCAGUUUCGCAGCAGUCACUGACAGGGCCUGCUUGGACCUCUUCCGCGCUUUCCAGACGCGGCUGGCUCUGCAGCUGCUCCAGUGCCUGCGCGUCACGGACGCGCCGCACUUCUACGGCCUGCCCUCGCUGGAGAGGACCCUGCGGGGCCUGGCGCACCUCACCGCGCUGCCGGGCUGGGGCUCCCAUGCCGCCCGCGCCAAGCCUCUGGAGAUUUGCGUGAAGUACUUGUCGGGGCUCCUGGAAGUCAUCACCUCUUUUUACGUGGAGCGCGGAGGAAACGCUAUGUCCUUCAUGGGGAAGGGCGUCACCAAGAGCACGGUCCUCUGCUUGCUGCACUUGUCUCACGAGAUGAAGGCCCAGGACCAGAGCUCGGAGUGGAUGUCACUUUGGUUCCUGCCUUUGGGUGGUCACAGUGAGGAGCACACGCCCACCCAACAGGGGCUGGCUUGGCUGAUUCCCUUAUGGGUUGACCGGGACCCAGAGGUGCGGUUCACGUCACUGGGGCUGGGGUCGGCCCUGACCGCCCUGGAGAGCGGCUGCGUGGCCUUGGCCCAGAGCUGCCGGAACAUUCCGGGCGGGCUCUGGGGCACCGUGGUGAACAUCCUCCUGGACCAGUCGGAGUGCAGCCUGGUGCGCCGGGAGGCUGCGUUUAUUCUUCAGAAUCUCCUUGUAAUUCCAAUGCCGUCAGUAAUUAUAAAGGAUUAUACUUGGCAGGGCCCCUGUGUCCACGAUGAGGACUCUGGCCUGUCGCUCGUCGGAAAGCCCGCCCUGCAGGCCCUUUUGUCCCACUGCCAUUUUUACGAACACUUCAGUCAGAUGGUGAGACAGCGAUACCUCGGGCUGUACGCGUGUGACUGGAAGGGCUCUGCUCUCGACGGAGCUUCCGACAGCAGCGACUUACACGGUUUGGAUGACUCGUUCAAGUUCUGGAGUGCUCCAUCUAGAAUGUCCCAUCAAGAUCGAGAUCCAAGUUCUCUCUCCACCUCGGAAACCAUGGUGGCGCCUUCCUCGGGGAGCACGGGACUGUCGCCGCUGGCCCCCUCCGCAGCGUCUCUCCCCGAAGCCUCGCACGACCCGUUUGUGGCUCCAGGUCAGCCCGACACCGCGUCUCCACGGCUUCCUCGUGACUCGUCCCUUUCUGCCCCGCUGCCCCGACCGUGCGUCCUGGUCACCCCGCCCCUUCUCUCCGCGAUGUGCAGCCUCUCCGACAGCCUCUUGGUGAUCGCGCCCGCCGACACGGCGCGGGCUUUUCGACAGGCUCGGCUGGUAGAGCUUCUCUGCAGCGUUGCAGAUGCCGCCCCCCUAGAGAGCUGUGUGCAGGAGCUGAAGGCCCCGCUGCCCUCGUCCCCGCCCGUGGAACACACACAGGCCCAGGUGUCCUUCCUCCUCGAGUACCUGUGCUCCUUGUCCCGGCUUCUGCAGUCGUGUGCAGUGGUGGACCCCGACCUUGUGCUGCAGGACGAGCUGCUGAAACCCCUGGUCGCAAACAUCGUCAGAGUCCUCACCAUCUCCCCCGACGACCUGUUGGAUGGAGAGUUAGUAUCGGCGUUUCAUCAGACAUGGACACACUUGUUCAACCUCCUGGCCGCCCUCCUGAGGAAGGCUGCGGCUGCCUCUCUGCCGCCCAUAACCGCGGGCCUGGCCACGCACUGGCCGGCGGCGCUCGACAGGCUCUGCGGGUGUGCGGGCCUGGCCGCCGCCUGCCCUCCGCUCUGCGCUGCGAGCCUGCAGUUCCUCUCCGUCCUCUUCACUGAAGAAGCCAAGAGGCGCCUCCGGGAGAAAGACACAGCCAGCUCCACUCCAACCAUGGCUUCCCUUCUGGACGAGACUCAGGAAGCUCAGAAGCCUCUAGAACGACUUAACGAAGUCAUGAUUCAGUGCUAUGAAGGCCAGCCGUCCGGAGACACCCUGAGGAGCGCGGCGGGCCGCGGGCUGGCGGCGCUGCUGGCGGCCAGCCGCCGGGCGCAGAGGCUCGCUCGGGAAGCCGACCUAAUAGACGUCUGCGUCGCGCGGAUGAAGCACAUCAGCGCCCAGCUGAGCCUCGACUCCCUGAAGCCGGGGAGAGCGGCGCUGAGGAAAAAGGAGGAUGGCUUCGCUGAAGAGUUGGGCACCGCCAUGCAGCUUCUCAGGAACUGUCUUUAUCGGAACGAAGACUGCAAGGAAGCAGCGCUCGGAGCCCACCUGGUGCCCGUCCUGCAUGCGCUCUGGCCUUGGCUUUUGAUGGACGACUCGCUGAUGCAAACGGCCCUGCAGCUGCUUUGCGUCUACACUGCGAGCUUUCCCCACGGUUGCAGUUCUCUCUGCUGGUCCAGCUCUGGACAGUCCCCUGCUCCGGCCGUGGGCCGGGGCGGCCCCGGCAGCUCCCUGAUGCUGUGUGUGCUGCGGCUGGCCUCCCAGGUGCCCCUCGCGAGCUCCGCCGUCCAGCAGGCCGUCUUCACGUUGCUGUCCAACCUGGCCCUGUCCCACGACUGCAGAGGAGUGAUCCAGAAGACCAACUUCUUACAGAACUUUCUGUCUCUCACAUUGCCAAAAGGAGGAAAUAAACAUCUCAGUCAGCUGACCAUCCUCUGGCUGAAGCUGCUCCUGAAUGUGUCAUUCGCAGAAGAUGGGCAGCAAAUGAUCCUGCGGCUCGAGGGCUGUUUGGACUUGCUGACGGAGAUGAGCAAGUUCAAGCACAGGCGCAGCCCGUGCCUGCCGCUCCUCAUCUUCCACAAUAUCUGCUUCAGCCCUGCCAAUAAGCCCAAGAUCCUGGCUAAUGAAAAAGUCAUCAGUGUGCUGGCUGCCUGUCUGGAAAGUGAGACUCCCAAUGCCCAGAGGAUUGGAGCAGCCGCGCUUUGGGCUCUGAGUCACAACUACCCGAAGGCGAAAACGGCUUUGAGGAGUCCGUCAGUAAAAAGAAGAGUGGAGGAAGCAUAUUCCUUAGCGAAGAAAACUCGUGCAAACUCCGAAGAGAACCCUCUAAGUGCCUAUUAUUUGAGAUGUCUGGAGAACCUCGUUCAGCAGCUGGCCUGCUCGUGA